CAUGAUCUACAGUGGUGCUAUUAAGAAAGCAUAGAUUAAUCUUUUUAUCUGAUAAUGGAAGGAGAGAAUGGGAUCCGAAGACCUAACUUUCCAUUACAGUUGUUAGAGAAGAAGGAAGAAGAAGAUGUGUGUUCAAGCUCAGGCUACCCAUCUCUAGCCAUAUCAGCCGAGACAACCACAAUCCGAUCUUCCAAUAAUUCCAAUCUCCAAGUCCAAAAAGCCGCCGAGCCUUCAAAGAAGCCUCCACCCAAACGAACCUCAACCAAGGAUCGACACACUAAGGUCGACGGCCGAGGACGUCGCAUUCGCAUGCCGGCAACUUGCGCCGCUCGUGUUUUUCAACUCACUCGAGAGCUCGGUCACAAAUCCGACGGUGAAACCAUCGAAUGGCUCCUCCAACAAGCAGAACCCGCAGUGAUCGCCGCCACCGGUACCGGUACUAUUCCAGCCAAUUUCACGUCCUUAAACAUCUCUCUCCGGAGCUCCGGGUCUAGUAUGUCGGCACCGUCUCAACUAAGGACCUCAUAUUUCAAUCAAAAUUUCGCAGCAGCAACUCAACAACUAAGGAUGAGAAGCGAAUGGGAACGAAAUAUCGAUGAUUCACAACGUCGAAUUUUAUUUCCAGAUAACUCUUCCUCCACACUGCUCAGUUUUAACACAAACGAUGUUAACCCUAACAUGUUACAUUCUACUAAGCAGGAGAUGCGUGACCCUUGUCUAGACAUGUCAUCGGACGACGCCGAGUUGGGUAUCGGCGGCGGCAGAAAGCGUCGGCCGGAGCAAGAUACUAGUCAACAUCAAAUGGGUAGUUACUUGUUGCAAUCAAGUUCAUCUGGUCCAAUUCAAGCUAGUCAUGGUCAGAUUCCGGGAACUUUUUGGAUGGUUACUAACCCUAACAACCAAGGAAUGAGUGGUGGUGAUCCCAUAUGGACAUUCCCUUCUAUGAGUAACACUAGUAUGUAUAGAGGAUCUAUGUCCAGUGGACUACAUUUCAUGAAUUUCCCAACCCCUAUGGCUCUCUUGCCUAGCCAGCAGUUUGGUUCAAGCAUUGGUGGGAGUGGUGGCACGUCUGAGGGCCACUUGGGAAUGCUUGCUUCAUUCAAUGCGUAUCGCCCUUUGUCCGGUGGCGGCGGCGGUACUUCUGACCCUCAGGCAAGUGGUUCUAAUCAACAUCAUCAAGAAGGGAAUGAACGACCUGAUUCAAGCAAUCACCAUUCCUAGAUGAUUAUCAGAUUUGAGGAAACAUGUAUGGCUUGAAUUUUGAAUUUUUUUUGUUUCUUUAAAAAUCUUUUUUUAAUAUAUUUUGCACUUGCAACACUCUCAUGCCGUUUGAUUGCUUCAAAUCUGAGUUCUAAUAUUCCCAUUUUUUUUUUGCCCCACUCCAUUAUCAUCUUCUGUUUGUGUAAGUGAGUAGUAAGGGUUUAGGGUUUGAGAUCGAAGACAGAGAUUUUUAACAUGGGUUUUGACUGUUUUCUUUUGUUACUGUUUCUGAUUGAGCUGUUACUAAACAAAAUCUUAUUAAUUAUAUAUUGGCUGUCUUACAGUUUUGGUUUAA
Messenger RNA from Telopea speciosissima, 1555 nucleotides. Its product is annotated as transcription factor TCP15-like. NCBI's taxonomy places the organism in Eukaryota, Viridiplantae, Streptophyta, Magnoliopsida, Proteales, Proteaceae. The record is from RefSeq and is a predicted model, not a curated record. Gene Ontology annotation, cellular component: nucleus. The coding region runs from base 55 to 1221 and encodes 388 amino acids. The transcript has a single exon. Gene Ontology annotation, molecular function: DNA-binding transcription factor activity; sequence-specific DNA binding.